AUGCAAUUAGGAUAUAAUGAAAUAAUGAUUGUCUCGAAGUAUUUUAAAGGUAUUAAAGAUUUUAUUAAUUUAGAAAUUGGAGUUAAAAGAUUUCAAGGAAAUAUGGAACGAUUUCAUUUUAAUCCAAUUCCAUUGAAUCGAUAUUCAAGAAAAUUGUUUCCUAAUAUUGAGACAUUUCAUAUUUAUAAUAAAAAAGAUGAAGUGUUUAAAGAUGGAAGAAUAUUUAAAUAUGUAAUAUGGUAUAAAGUGAGUUAUUCAAAAUAUUUAGAAGAGAAAGAAGAAAUGAAUGAAUGUAAAAAUAUCGAAUAUACAAAAGAAGAUAGAAAGAAAUAUGGAAAUACAAUACCAAUAGAAGUUACUUUACUUGGAAUUAAUUGUUUUUAUAGAUGUAAUGAUAUUCAAUCAAUUGAAAUACCAACAAAUGUUAGUAAAAUAGGAAAUAGUUGUUUUGAAGAUUGUUCAUCAUUACAAACAAUUAAUAUACCAACAAGUAUUAGUAAAAUAGGAAAUGAAUGUUUUUAUGAAUGUCCAUCAUUAACAUCAAUCAAUAUACCAACAAGUGUAAUUGCAAUAGGAGAUGGAUGUUUUCUUCAAUGUGAAUCAUUAACAUCAAUUAAUAUCCCAUCAUCAAUUACAUCGUUUGGAUAUGGAUGUUUUAAAUAUUGUUCAUCAUUAACAACAAUUAAUAUCCCAAUAAAUGUUAGUAAAAUAGGAAAAGGAUGUUUUGAAGGAUGUAAAUCAUUAACAUCAAUUAAUAUUCCAACAAGUAUAACUGAAAUAGGAAAAGGAUGUUUUAAUAAAUGUUCAUCAUUAACAACAAUUAAUAUAGAAGAUGUAAAAUAUAUUAGUGAAGAAAGAAUAUUUAUGAAUGAACCAGUGUUAAUUAGUAUUGAAAUACCAAAAAAUUUAAAAACAAUAAAUGGAAAGAGUAUUGAAAAGAAAGAUAUUAAUGAAUUUAUCAUUCCAUCAACAAUCACUGAAAUAGGAUAUGAAUGUUUUAGAGAAUGUUCAUUAUUAAAAUCAAUUAAUAUACCAACAAGUGUUAGUAAAAUAGGAGAUUGGUGUUUUUAUGAAUGUACAUCAUUAACAACAAUUAAUAUACCAACAAGUGUAAUUGAAAUAGGAGAUGGAUGCUUUAAGUGGUGUUAUUCAUUAACAACAAUUAAUAUACCAACAAGUGUUAGUAAAAUAGGAAAACAUUGUUUUUAUGGAUGUUCAUCAUUAAGAACAAUUAAUAUACCAUCAUCAAUUACAUUAUUUGGAAAGGGAUGUUUUUAUCAUUGUGGAUGUCAAGAAGGAUUAAAGAAGAAUGAAACAAUACCAGAAUAUUGCUUUGAAGAAUCUUUUUAUGAAGAUUAA
This is a messenger RNA of Entamoeba histolytica HM-1:IMSS, 1359 nucleotides long. RefSeq lists its product as uncharacterized. Lineage: Eukaryota; Evosea; Mastigamoebida; Endamoebidae. The record is from RefSeq and is a predicted model, not a curated record. The transcript has a single exon. The coding region runs from base 1 to 1359 and encodes 452 amino acids.